Messenger RNA from Dracunculus medinensis (Guinea worm), 816 nucleotides. The record is from the annotation of a GenBank genome assembly. Lineage: Eukaryota; Metazoa; Nematoda; Chromadorea; Rhabditida; Dracunculidae.
AUGUUGAAAUACCAAAUUCGACCAUCGAACCGUUUGAAUCAUCAUGGUGAGUCCUCAAAAAGCCUCUUUGUACCCGAUGGUAACCCUUCUUCCUCAUGUCAAGAUACCGUUCACAUUUUCAAUCGAUCGAAUUCCCUAACUUCGUUGAGCUCCGUUGAAAGUAACGAGUCGAAUGAAUGGGGAACAUUAAAAUUAUACAUGGAAAAUGUAAAGGCCGAUAUCGAUUAUAAGACGCUAAAAAUCUCGACAAAUCAUACCGUUCGAAAUGUUAUCGAAAAUGUUAUUUCAAAAUUUCGGUUUUCAUGCCGUGACAUAAAUUUAUUCGAAAUAUUGAUGGAACUACGAACCAUGAUUGAUGGACAAGAAGUGAAAACAUUACUAUUGCUCGGUCCAAGCUGUCACCCACUGGAACUUCAACGAUGCCAUCCGUCAGAUAUGUCUCGAUUCAUGUUGACCAUGAAUCAAAAUGCAGUACUUGUUCGAAUUUAUGACUACAGCAUAAAUGAUGAUAGUAAUUAUAAAUCAUUACUAUUAUCGCUACGAACAACUUGUUAUGAUGCUAUCUCGAUGCUGUUAACAAUAAGUCGUAUGGAUCGAAGUCCUAGCAGGUAUAGAUUAUUUAUCGAAACAAGGCCUAUCGAAAUGCAGUUCUGCUCCUAUAAUAUUCAUUCUUCUUCUAAUAAUACGGAUACAUAUGGUCGUAAUAACAAUGAAAUCAAUCAAAAUAGUGAUGAAAUUGGUAUGAACGAAUUUAUUGCUGAUUUCUAUCUUAAUCUUAAUUCCAAUCAAAUUAUUGUUAUAAGGCGAAUUGUGUGA